Perca fluviatilis (European perch) is the source of this 1739-nucleotide messenger RNA. It is a transcript of the gene mtres1, whose product is annotated as mitochondrial transcription rescue factor 1. Lineage: Eukaryota; Metazoa; Chordata; Actinopteri; Perciformes; Percidae. The coding region runs from base 204 to 965 and encodes 253 amino acids. The transcript has 4 exons. The record is from RefSeq and is a predicted model, not a curated record.
ACCAAUUACUUAUCGCAUGUUAGCAAAUUCAUUGUUAGCAUUUAGCAACAAAUUAAAACAGCCUGUAGCAUUCAUUGGUUAGCGAGCUCGUGGUGUGUUGCGCAUGGACUGAAGUAAUGACUCCACGAGUUUACCGAAGAAAAGUAAAGCUAGUUAGCCGAAACGUUAUCAGCUUCGGCUCAGUUUCAACUUCAAGCUGAACAAUGUCAAGCUCAAUCAAGCAGAGGCAUCCUUUGCAUAAAGUGACUGGGUGGAGUGCCAACAUGCAGAGUUUGGUGGUGCAGGCACUUGCCAUGAGGCAGCUAGGAAGGUUGAACCCCCGCCAUCUUCUGGCUGCUGGAUAUGCACUGGGGCAGACUGAAUGGUGUCCCAGGACCAUCCACACACGCCAGCUGUGGGGCUGCUCGGCUUUCCCCGCCCUUGGCUGUCACAGGCCUGCUCUCCGUGGCAGAGAUGCUGUCAGGGGCUGGUCUGUUCAUCAUCUGAGGUUUAAAAGCAACAAGAAGAAAGGUGCUGCUAGGACAGCACAGGCGGAUGAGGAGGAAGAUGAGGAGGAGGAGGAGGAUAAAAAAGACCCCGAGGACAGUGAUUAUGAAGAUGAGGUGGAUGAGAACCCAAAUCUACCAAGGGACUAUAAAGACAUGGAGAAAUAUGUGCAGUCUUUUCGCUAUGAUGUCAUCAUGAAAGUUGGCCUGGACAUGGCACGCAAUAAAAUUGAGGAUGCCUUCUAUAACAACAAGCUCAGGCUAAAUGGACAGAAACUCAUCAAGAAAAGUAAAACGGUAAAAGUUGGGGACACCUUGGACCUGGUCCUGUCUGAAAACCGAGAAAAAAACACUGUUACUCUGAUGAGAGUCAUCCUCCAAAGGGUUUUUGGUGAAUCCAGUACCACCGAAAAGUACAAAGUUGCCAUAAGGCGCUGGAAAUGUAUAGAGCUUUCCAAAGAUGAUGCCUUUAAACCAUGAACUUGAAAAAGACAGUAAUACCAUUUGCCAUUGAAGGCGACAAUAGUUGCAGAAAUGAAUGCCAUCAAAUGAGUGGCAUUUGAAUGGUCUCCAAAAAGUUGGCUCUCGUAUGGUUUACAAAGCAGUAAUGUAAAGGUUAACAGUUUUCAGUUGUAGACAUUAAAGGGAUGGAUUGGACAUUUUGAAGUGGGGUUGUAUGAGGUACUUAUCCAUAGUGUAUUACCUACAGUUUGGAGAAGCAGGCAGGAGGACUGACACAGAAGCAAAGCAAUGUACUGCUGUGGACAGGAGCAGUAGUAAAAACGUAUUUAGCCACCUAAAAAAAAAAAAUUUAGUUUUAGUCUACGCCAUAUUUUCAUUAUUUUACCUUGCUGUCAGACAGCCUAUCCUUUGGCACUGCAUUUUCUCACAUUUACAUACAUUUUUCCGUGUAACUUCCGUAUUCCUAUGCAUAAACGCAACUGUGCAAAGCCCUGUAUUCCGCCCCAGAUCAGCUGUUUGGGUCAGACUUUCAGCGGUUUGUGGAAGACAAGUACAAGAAAAUAAGUGAUAAUGAGUUGAUUAGGACAGCAAUGAUGGAAAGCCUUUUACUUUGGAGAUGAGAGAGAGAGAGAGAGAGACUUUGGUGGAAAUUAAAGAGCCGUAGCUAAUACACUAUACUGACUAUGGAUAAGUACCUCCUAAAACCCCACUUCAAAAUAUCUGAACUAUCCCUCUAAGCAGUUGGGAGAAAGAUUUUUAAUGUUGACCUUUCCCCGAUACACUGUGAGACCU